AUGGCAUUCGGACCACCGGGUGCGAACAGGCAGGCAGGGAGUCCUCAAUCUCAGUCGAGUGAGGAUAGCACCCUGCGAUUUGCCGAGGAUGGUACCUUUCAAAUCACUGUAUUCUCGGAUCUUCAUCUUGGCGAGAAUCCGGACACUCUCGAGGGCCCAGCAAGGGACAAGAGGACUGCUGAUGUAGUCAGAAAGGUGCUCGAACAUGAGAGUUCCCAGUUAGUCGUGCUUAAUAGAGAUCUUAUAUCAGGCUAUGGCUUGGCCUCCGACAACGCUACGUCAUACCUGGAUCAAAUCCUCGCACCGAUAAAUGAUACAGGUCUGCCGCGGGCUACAACAUACGGAAAUCAUGAUAACGAGUCUUUUUCAAGUACCCCAAAGCUAUUUGUAAGGGAGAAAGCUUACAGCAGAAGUCUGACCCAGGACAUGCUCCCCCUGAACCCCGAAGCAGGAGUCUCCAAUUACUACCUACUGGUCUUUCCAGCAUCUGGGGACCUCGACACUCCAGAACUGAUCUUGUGGUUUUUCGACAGUAGGGGAGGAGGUGAUAACAGGGACUGGGUUGAUUAUGUGAUGGCUCAGGCUAUUGCUUGGUUCCAAUCAACACGCCUCAAACUCAACAACCAAUACAACAAGACCAUCCCGUCACUUGCUUUCUUUCACAUCCCCAUCACUGGGGCAAGAGACUUCCAAAAGAGGCCAGGGAUUAGCCCUAGCAGGAAGCCAGGCAUCAAUGGAGAGGAUGUCACAAACCAAGGUGCCAUGUAUGGCGACUCGCCGGUGAGGCCGCAUGAUGACGAUCUCAUGAGAGCAUUGGGGAAAGCGAAUAGUCUUUUGGGUGUCUUCAGCGGUCAUGACCAUGAUAAUGACUGGUAUUUUAACUGGAAAGACACCAACUAUGUCAGGGGUGGAGGAUUUGAUUAUAUCGGAAUCCCCGUAUGCUAUGGGCGCAAUACCGGAUACGGGGGAUACGGAAACCUGGCCCGAGGUGCAAGACAAAUCUUUCUUAACAAAGACACUCUCACAGAGGAGGUGAUUUCAUGGAUUCGACUGGACGAUGGCAUGGUGACCGAAAAUGUCACGCUUAACUCAACAUUCGGGGAGGAUGAAUACCACCCCCUUCCGAAACAUAUGGAGCCCAGGCGGGGCGAGGCUACUGGUGCGGCAGACAGCCUCCACGUUGUUCCGAGUUUAUAUUCGGCGGCGCUUUGUCUAUUCUUGAUUUUUUGUUUCCCCUUCCGCUUGUAGACUUGGAUUGGAUCUGGAGGCCGACGUCUCAUCAGGCAUGCAGGGAGGAAAGGGAGCAAGCUUGCUGGCAUACUAACCACUCGAUGGUGGAGAGGAAGAAAUAAAAAGGCAGAAAAUGGGCGCGCCUCGCUAGUAGGCGAACGCGACCACGCAGCAGACGCCAGACCCGACUGGGCACAAGAUCG
Messenger RNA from Aspergillus heteromorphus CBS 117.55, 1433 nucleotides. Its product is annotated as metallophosphoesterase family protein. NCBI's taxonomy places the organism in Eukaryota, Fungi, Ascomycota, Eurotiomycetes, Eurotiales, Aspergillaceae. The transcript has 4 exons. Bases 1 to 1248 code for a protein of 415 amino acids. Gene Ontology annotation, cellular component: cytoplasm. Gene Ontology annotation, molecular function: hydrolase activity, acting on ester bonds. The record is from RefSeq and is a predicted model, not a curated record.